Messenger RNA from Erinaceus europaeus (western European hedgehog), 1068 nucleotides. It is a transcript of the gene TMPRSS3, whose product is annotated as transmembrane serine protease 3. Lineage: Eukaryota; Metazoa; Chordata; Mammalia; Eulipotyphla; Erinaceidae. The transcript is spliced from 9 exons. Bases 40 to 1068 code for a protein of 342 amino acids. The record is from RefSeq and is a predicted model, not a curated record. Gene Ontology annotation, cellular component: membrane. Gene Ontology annotation, biological process: proteolysis; acrosome reaction. Gene Ontology annotation, molecular function: serine-type endopeptidase activity; protein binding.
GAGGGGGAGCCAGGCCUCAGGGCUCCUGAGAUCGUCACCAUGGGGGAGAACGACCCUCCUGCCGCGGAGGCCCCCUUCUCCUUCCGCUCCCUGUUUGGCUUGGACCAGCUGAAGAUCAGCCCGGUGGUGCCAGACGCUGACGCCGUGGCCGCCCAGCUGCUGUCUGUGCUGCCCCUCAAGCUCUUCCCCGUGCUGGUCAUUGGGGUCAUCGCGCUGACCGUGGCUCUGGCCGUGGGGCUGGGUGUCCACUUCGACUGCUCGGGGAGGUUCCGCUGCAGCUCCUCCUUCAAGUGCAUCGAGCUGACCGCGCGCUGUGACGGCGUCCCCGACUGCAGGGAUGGGGAGGACGAGUUCCGCUGUGUCCGCGUGAGCGGCCAGAGAGCAGUUCUGCAGGUGUUCACGGCCGCCGCCUGGAGGACCCUGUGUUCCGAGGACUGGGAGGACCAGUAUGGCAGCAUUGCCUGUGCCCAGCUGGGCUACUCGAGCUACACCGGCUCGGCGCCCCUGCGGCUGGAUCUGCUGGAGGAGCGGUUCCAGCAGGACUUUGCUGCCAUAAACCACCUGCUGCCUGCAGAGAAGGUGGCCGCCCUGCACCACUCGGUGUACGCCAGGGAGGGGUGUCCCUCAGGCCGUGUGGUCACGCUGAAGUGCACAGUCUGCGGCUUGAGAAGGGGCUCCAGCCCCCGCAUCGUGGGGGGGAACGCGUCCUCCCUGGCACAGUGGCCCUGGCAGGCCAGCCUGCAGUACCAGGGCUACCACCUGUGUGGGGGCUCCAUCAUCACCCCCGUGUGGAUCGUCACGGCUGCCCACUGCGUGUACGACCUUUACGUCCCCAAGUCCUGGACGGUCCAGGUGGGGCUGGUCUCCCUGCUGGACAGCCCGGCGCCCUCGCACCUGGUGGACAGAAUCAUCUACCACAGCAAAUACAGGCCCAAGCGGCUGGGGAAUGACGUCGCCCUCAUGAAGCUGGCAGAGCCGCUGGCCUUCAACGGGACUCCAGCUCUGGGGGUGACUGUUUCUGGGGACGGACGUUGCCGCCACGGCUACACCGGGCCAGCCCUGAACUGA